AAGUACCGCAUAUCGCGAUAUCGAAAGCAGUAGCCGGUCGAAUGCGAAAUAUUAAUUUUUGAUUGGAAACCAUUAUAGUGGAAAAGAAAGUGACACGUGAACCGAAACAUGAAAGGAACGAUUUUGCUUCUCUUCACUAUUAUCGCUGUUACAAUGAGCGAAGAUUACGUGGGUCGUUUGAUGAAUAUUGCCAAAUUAAAGAGAGAAAAGGUACUGGAAUGCAUGAACAAGACACAUGUAACAAUUGAGGAUUUUGAGCACUUUGACAGAGUUCUGAUAGACAAGCUAGUAGUCGAUUUCGAUAAUGUGGUUUUAAAAGUUGGCUGCCUCUUCAGCUGCAUAUUCCAAGAGAAGGAAGUAAUGACGGGUGCACAUAUAGAUAUAGACAAGAUAAAAGAUAUGCUGCGCUCCAAAUUUAGAAGAGAUGACACGAAGCAACUUGAUGUACGCUUGCAAUUGCUGGACACUUGUAGCAAUGAGGAAGAAGAUUCCAGAAUGAAGACUUUGGUUAUUAUUGUGGGUAUAUUAACCAUUACGAUGAUUUACGAUUACGACACCGACCAGACAUAAGAAUUCAAGAAGUUCUUAGUAGAAUGCGCCGAAAAUUUUGCAGAAUGUUCACGAUCCAAUAUAACCUAUUGCAUAAUGAAGAAAGGUCAGAUUAUUGAUGAGAACAAUGUGUAUCAAAAAGAAGAAAACUAUAAAGUAAUUCGGGAUGUUAUGUCUGAACCUAACUUUUAAAAAAAUCAGGAAAUAUUAGAUGAAUGCAACAACGAAGAAAUACGUAGAACAGGAACUGACCAAGUGAAAGUGAAGAAUAUUGUUGCUUGUUUACUGCCGAUAAUGAUUAUGUUCUCCGAACAGAAUCAUUGCAAAUUUUUCUUUAAAUAUAAUUAAUAUUUUAUAUUUUCUACUGCAAUCUUAUUUUUGCACAAUCUUAACUGUAGAUCGUUUAAUCUAUU
Harpegnathos saltator (Jerdon's jumping ant) is the source of this 962-nucleotide messenger RNA. RefSeq lists its product as uncharacterized. Gene Ontology annotation, molecular function: odorant binding. Bases 109 to 570 code for a protein of 153 amino acids. The record is from RefSeq and is a predicted model, not a curated record. The transcript is spliced from 9 exons. NCBI's taxonomy places the organism in Eukaryota, Metazoa, Arthropoda, Insecta, Hymenoptera, Formicidae.